AUGAGUACGAUCAACCAAUUACCGCCAACACCUGUAUCCGCUACAUCAGAUAAUGUAGUUCUGGUAACAGGAGGAUCUGGCCUAGUAGGUUCCGCUCUUCAACAUCUCAUCUUCAGUGAACCAAUUGGGAGUUCAUAUGGUAGGAAAGAAGGCGAAGAAUGGGUAUUCCUUUCUAGUCCAGAGUGUGAUUUGAGAAAUAUCACUCAGACUCAAGAAGUAUUCAGGAAGUACAAACCUGGCAAAGUGAUACAUCUAGCUGCGAAAGUUGGGGGAUUGUUCGCGAAUAUGUCAUCACAACAUACUUUCUUAAGGGAUAACCUACUUAUGAAUGAUAGCGUAUUACAAGCAUCACAUGAAUCGAAAGUGAACAAAUUAGUUUCUUGUUUAUCAACUUGUGUCUUUCCGGACCAGGUCACGUAUCCCUUGACAGAAGAGAAGAUUCAUCUUGGUCCACCACAUUCAUCAAAUUUCGGUUAUUCCCAUGCUAAAAGACUGAUAGAUAUACAAAAUCAUGCAUAUCAUGAUCAAUUUGGAGAUCAAUACACGAGUGUGAUACCUACCAAUGUCUUUGGACCUGGAGAUAACUAUGAUCUGAAAGACGCACAUGUGAUACCGGGCUUGAUUCACAAAUGCUAUCUAGCAAAACAGAACGAGACUCCUUUCGUCGUAUCUGGGUCUGGAAAACCACUACGUCAAUUUAUCUAUUCUCGAGAUCUAGCCAAAUUGUUCAUAUGGGUGUUGAGAGAAUACAAAGAGAUUGAUCCUAUAAUACUGAGUGUCGGAGAAGAAGAUGAAGUUUCUAUCAGGGAAGUAGCAGAUGCAAUCAUAGAAUCUAUGGGAUUCACGGGUCCAGUCGAGUACGAUACUUCAAAGGCAGAUGGACAAUACAGGAAACCUGCAAGUAACGCAAAAUUAACGAGGUUGAUGCGAGAAAGCGGUUCAGAGGACUUCCACUUCACACCUUUCAAAAUAGCACUGAAGGAAUCGGUAGAUUGGUUUUUGGAAAAUUACCAAAGUGCAGCACGGAUUGGAAUGGCCGGAUCAUGA
Messenger RNA from Kwoniella shivajii, 1047 nucleotides. RefSeq lists its product as uncharacterized. The record is from RefSeq and is a predicted model, not a curated record. Bases 1 to 1047 code for a protein of 348 amino acids. Gene Ontology annotation, molecular function: GDP-L-fucose synthase activity. NCBI's taxonomy places the organism in Eukaryota, Fungi, Basidiomycota, Tremellomycetes, Tremellales, Cryptococcaceae. The transcript is spliced from 11 exons. Gene Ontology annotation, biological process: nucleotide-sugar biosynthetic process.